Messenger RNA from Linum tenue, 1282 nucleotides. The record is from the annotation of a GenBank genome assembly. Lineage: Eukaryota; Viridiplantae; Streptophyta; Magnoliopsida; Malpighiales; Linaceae.
AAAAAAACAUAAUCGGGGAGCAAAAGGCCGAAAAAUAUUUUGACAUGCCAUUCUCAUUCUCCCUCCCUAAUGAUUCUUUCCUGAAACCAUAUUUUUUCAAUCCUGUUUCCAAUCUUCAUUUUCCUCUGUUAAAAAUCCCAAAGCCACCCUCCCUGACGCCGCUUGCUCCUCUUCCUCCUCCCUAAUGUGAUUAGAGGUUGAUGAGGAUCAAGUUUAUGGAGGAGAAAAGAAGGUUGGUGACGAGUUGGAAUGGUUACAUAAUUCUGGUCAUAUUUUCUCUCAGUUAGCUCCAUGUUUUGUUUGUGGUGAUAUUAGCAAAUGCUAUGGUUGGUCCUCGAGUAUGGCUAGGAGGGAUAUUUAAUCGCUUCACCAGACGUACUGAAAAAUUCCCUAAUGACAAUCCACAUCUGGAACAAAGACUCACACGACUUCAACAUCGAGUGAAAACAUCUUUUGAUGAAACCCGUCGUGAUCAUCAAGAGGCCCUAAAGUCAUUGUGGAGUACAGCCUUCCCAGAUGUUCCUUUGACUGGAUUGAUCUCGGAGCAGUGGAAAGAAAUGGGAUGGCAAGGUCAUAACCCAUCAACUGAUUUUAGGGGAUGCGGCUUUAUUGCACUAGAGAAUUUGCUGUUUUUUGCUAGGACUUAUCCGGCAUCUUUUCGCAGGUUAUUGUUCAAACAGAAUGGAGAGCGCGCAGAAUGGGAAUACCCAUUUGCUGUGGCUGGAAUUAAUGUGUCAUUUAUGUUAAUCCAAAUGUUGGAUUUGAACUCGGGUAAGCUACUGUCACUUGCUCAUCAAAACUUUAUGUUUCUAACAACUGUAGAAGAUGAAACGGCUUUUGACGUCCUGUUCUGCAUGACUUUCCAACUUAUGGAUGCUCAAUGGCUCGCUAUGCAAGCUUCUUACAUGGAGUUCAACGAGGUUCUUGAAGCAACAAAGCAACAAUUAGAAAGGGAGCUAGAUAUAGAAGAUGUUCAUCGGAUAAUAGACUUGCCGGCAUACCUCCUAUUGUAUCAAUAACAUUGAAUAUUGUAACACUACACAUGUGAGGUUCGAAAGAAAAUGCACAAGAGAAACUAGAAGAAACAUCCUAAUAUACGUAACCUAUAUUUAAGAGAUUUUUCAAAUUUAAGUAGCUUUUAUACGAACAGAGACUAUUAUAAGUACUAGGUGGCGAUGCCGCGUCUUGGCGCGGGGAAGAUGGCGUAUGUGCAUGUAUUAUGUGAUUUGUUAAUUGUUAUGAUGUUUUAGUAUUAUUAGUCUAAAUUAAUUUUUUGUUAGCA